Molecule: messenger RNA, 1029 nt
Organism: Symbiodinium sp. CCMP2592
Lineage: Eukaryota; Dinophyceae; Suessiales; Symbiodiniaceae
Source: the annotation of a GenBank genome assembly
AUGCCAUUCAGUGGUGUGGUCUUCUACAGAGGAUCGCCCUCCACUUCGGCCACGGCCUUUGCCAUGCAGCCGUGGCGCCGCUGCGGGUCGGGCUUCCGCGUGGAAGAGGUCUUCGCCGCAGCAGCGCUCCUCUUCUCCGGGAACUGCGACAGGACGUUGCAUCCCUUCUGUGCUGUGUUGCUGCGGGCCGCUCGCUGGUACGAUGGAUCUGUCCGCAAAGUUCGAGACAGUGAAGCAGUUGCCAAUACUCCGGCGGGUGCCUAUGCGCGGCGACAGCUUUUCUCCUUGCUGCUGGAGCUGCAGGAACAGAUCAAGCAGGUUAAGCAGACUUCCCCGCAGCUUUUUGCCCACAGGGCCAAAGGCAGUCCUGUGGCAAAGUUCACGGUCUGCUACUCUGAAAUCCUGUACCAGGCAUCUCCGCGACCCCGCAGCGCUAACGUGCAGGCUUUCUGCCGCGGGAAGGUCGCAGCCCAGGCCGAGGCGGUGGAGUUGUGCAGAGAAGGCCUGAUGGCUGUCAGCUCACAGCUGACUGCCCACUUCGCACAAGAGUUCACCAACCUGAGUUCCACGCUGGAGCUGAAGGUCAGUGAGGCUUUGGCCGACCAUGCGAGGAUGGCCGACCGGAAGAUGGAGUCGCUCAUCGAAGCCUUGCAGAACCAACGUGCGCGCAGCGAGAGCCCAAAGCGGAACUACUUCGCUGGACUGGCAGAAGAUGGACGGCAGUUGGAGGCCAACAAGAGGCUGGUCAAGCGACGGGACGAGCAGAUCACGCAGAUGAUGCUACUGCUCGAGAAGGUUGAGACGCGGUCGCGGUCACUGGAGCGAUUUCCGGACUUGGAAGCGAUUCUCAGCCAGGCCCAGGAGAAGGUGGAAGGGAUGGACUCCUACAUUCGUGUGGCGCUGCAUUCCGUCCACGAUCUCUCGCCGAAGGUAUCGUCACCUCGAUCGAUGACUGGUGCUGGACUUGACUCACAGUCGCUACAAGAAUUUCGAAAAUUGCGCGACGGCACGGACACGACCGUGCAGUAA